GGGACUGGCGCUGCCGCGCUGGCGACCAGACAGCGAACCUGUUGAGGUCGGUGCGGGCUGUGGCCAUGGCCUCGUUCGUGACGGAAGUUCUGGCACACUCGGGGAGGCUGGAGAAGGAGGAUCUGGGCACUCGGGUCAAUCGCCUGACUCGGCAGGUGGAGGAGAUCAAGGGUGAGGUAUGCAGUAUGAUCAGCAAGAAGUACUGCGAAUUCCUGCCUAGCAUGCAAAGUGCACAGGACCUGGUUACCCAGGUGGAUAAGCUGUCUGAUGACAUUGACCAGCUGAAAUCCAGGAUAGAGAGCGAGGUCCGCCGGGAUCUUCAUGUAUCAACUACUAAAUUUACAGAAUUGAAGCAACAGCUGGAGAGAGACUCAGUAGUCCUUUGUUUGCUUAAACAGCUGCAAGAGUUUUCUACUGCUAUUGAAGAAUAUAAUUGUGCAUUAGUAGAGAAGAAGUAUGUCACAGCUGCUCAGCGUCUGGAAGAGGCACAGAAAUGCUUGAAGUUAUUAAAAUCCAGAAAAUGCUUUGAUUUAAAAAUGUUGAAAUCUCUCAGCAUGGAGCUCACAAUACAGAAACAGAACAUACUUUAUCACCUUGGAGAAGAGUGGCAGAAGCUGAUUGUAUGGAAGUUCCCACCAUCAAAAGAUACCAACAGCUUGGAAUCUUGCCUACAGACAGAACUUCAUUUAUGCACAGAACAGUCCCAGAAAGAAGAGAAGACCCCUGUACCACCCAUCAGUUCUGUUCUCUUGGCAUUUUCUAUUCUCGGGGAGCUACACAUCAAGCUUAAAUCAUUUGGUAAGAUGCUUCUGAAGCGUAUCCUUAGGCCUCUGGCAUCUUGUCCGUCCCUUUAUGCUGUGAUAGAAAGCCAGCCGAACGUAGUUACUUUUCGUUUUGAAUCUGUGAUGACUGACUUGGAACAUCCAUCACCAUCUGAAGUUUUUGCAAAGAUCAAAUUGGUUCUGGAAGUGCUCCAGAAACAGCUUCUAGAUUUGCCUCUUGAUGCUGAUCCAGAAAAUGAAAAAACAUCUAAGAUCAUAUUGGCCGAGAUGCUUGGUGACGUGAUCUGGGAGGACUUGUCUGAGUGCCUCAUCAAGAACUGUUUGGUUUAUUCUAUCCCAACAAAUAGCAGCAAGUUACAGCAAUAUGAAGAGAUCAUACAAUCCACUGAAGAAUUUGAAAAUGCCCUAAAGGAGAUGAGAUUUUUAAAAGGAGACACUACUGAUUUGCUGAAAUACGCCCGUAAUAUCAAUUCUCAUUUUGCUAACAAGAAAUGCCAGGAUGUGAUUGUGGCAGCCAGAAACCUCAUGACCUCUGAAAUUCACAACACUGUGAAGGUUACUCCUGAUUCCAAGAUAAGUGUGCCAGCCUUACCCAGUCCUGAUGAGGAUGACAAGCUAGACAUACAGAAAGUGGCCAGAGCUCAGUACAGUGAAGUGAGAAAUUUAGAGCCGGAAAAUACACUGGACCAACAUUCUUUUUCCUUGCCAACGUGCCGCAUCAGUGAGUCUGUGAAGAAAUUAAUGGAACUCGCCUACCAGACUUUACUAGAGGCGACGACCAGCAGUGAUCAAUGUGCUGUUCAGCUUUUCUGCUCGGUAAGGAAUAUCUUCCAUUUGUUCCAUGAUGUGGUACCAACAUAUCACAAGGAGAACCUUCAGAAACUGCCUCAGCUGGCUGCCAUCCACCACAACAACUGCAUGUACAUUGCUCACCACUUGCUGACCCUUGGGCAUCAGUUCAGUUCGCGUCUUGCCCCUGUUCUUUGCGAUGGCACUGCCACGUUCGUGGAUCUCGUACCUGGCUUCAGGAGACUUGGAACAGAGUGUUUUUUGGCUCAAAUGCGGGCACAGAAAGGAGAACUUCUGGAAAGAUUAUCAAGCGCUAGGAACUUUCUAAACAUGGAUGAUGAAGAGAAUUAUUCUGCAGCAAGCAAAGCAAUCCGGCAGGUACUGCACCAACUAAAGAGACUUGGGAUUGUGUGGCAGGACAUCCUGCCAGUGAAUAUAUAUUGCAAGGCUAUGGGGACUUUACUCAAUACCGCAAUUUCUGAGAUCAUUGGCAGAAUCACUGCCUUAGAGGACAUCUCCACUGAAGAUGGGAAUAGAUUGUAUUCCUUAUGCAAAACAGUGAUGGAUGAAGGACCCCAAGUGUUUGCCCCUCUAUCUGAAGAGAGCAAGAACAAGAAAUACCAAGAAGAGGUUCCAGUCUAUGUGCCAAAAUGGAUGUCUUUCAAAGAACUGAUGAUGAUGCUACAAGCCAGCCUGCAAGAAAUUGGGGAUCGGUGGGCAGAUGGAAAAGGGCCCCUAGCGGCUUCAUUCUCCUCUAGUGAGGUGAAAGCUUUAAUUCGUUCCUUGUUCCAGAACACGGAAAGAAGAGCAGCUGCCCUUGCUAAGAUUAAAUAGCUUCAUCUAAGAAAGCCGUGUCUCGACUAUGUGGAUUCCUCUUUUGGGACAAUCACUCCUUCAAAGACUUCUUGGAAUCGCCCAUGGGUUUUAGUUAACCAAUAUAUCGUGGAAGUUUGACUUUAUGUAAGAACACCUCCUGGCGUGCAUGAGGCUUUAUUGCAGAACUGGAUGUUAAGAUAAGAUGUGGAGUGAAGCACCUCAAUUUGUUGACUUUCUAGCCACUAUCCACCAAUAAGAAACUGUAGAACAGCAAUAUUUCAUGUUGCUUCGUUGGCCCUUUGGGAACUGUAUACCUUGUAAAUGUAGGCCCACUCUGGCCUUGGACCAAAGAAUCCAGGAGAUUUCAAGAGUCUAAAGAAUUUGGGAGCAAAUGUGAGAUAUUUUUGGUCGAGUAGGAACACCAUAUUGGGCCUUGCAGGAAUCAAGAAGACUUCCCUGUAAUAUUUCUUUGUAAUAAAUACUGCUUUUCAGAA
Messenger RNA from Loxodonta africana (African savanna elephant), 2881 nucleotides. RefSeq names its product zw10 kinetochore protein (gene ZW10). Gene Ontology annotation, cellular component: chromosome, centromeric region; RZZ complex; nucleus. The transcript has 16 exons. NCBI's taxonomy places the organism in Eukaryota, Metazoa, Chordata, Mammalia, Proboscidea, Elephantidae. Gene Ontology annotation, biological process: endoplasmic reticulum to Golgi vesicle-mediated transport; mitotic cell cycle; mitotic spindle assembly checkpoint signaling. Bases 66 to 2405 code for a protein of 779 amino acids. The record is from RefSeq and is a predicted model, not a curated record.